GUAAUACUAUGCGUUUCACUAUUGAAAAUAAUAAAUUAACAAAUAUUAAUAUGAAAAUGUAGCAUUUAGUUGUCCGAUGCGCAAGAGCAAUAGCAAUCACAGAUCUUAUAAGAAUUAGUAACGUGUCCUAAAAUUUACAUUCAAUGGACAAAAGUUAGUCUCUGCCGGUGAAAUGGAUUUUUGGAAAGGAGUUUUGAAUAAUUUUUUCUAUAUAUUAUUACUGAAUUUAUUGUAUGGAGUAUUAGGCUCUGAAGUACUAAGGCCCCGAGGGGUUUCUUUAUCACGAGCACCCUUAUACAAUCCUGAGGAAGCUUUUACUUGUUUUGAUAAAAGUAAAUCUAUUCCUUUUUCUCAUGUAAAUGAUGAUUACUGUGAUUGUUCUGAUGCUAGCGACGAGCCUGGAACCUCAGCUUGUCCUCAUGGAAUAUUUUAUUGUGUGAAUGCAGGAUUCAAACCAAUGAACAUCGGUUCAAGUAGAGUAAAUGAUGGAAUUUGUGAUUGCUGUGAUGGUGCAGACGAGUAUGCAAGUGGGGCCAAAUGUAUCAACAACUGUGUUGAGCUUGGAAGGUUUGCUAGGGAAAAAGAAUUACAGAGGGAAGAACUCUUGAAGGCAGGGAAGCAACUGAGGGAAGAAUUCAGUCAGAAAGGUAUUCAAGAAAAACAACAGAGAAAAGAGAAAUUAAUGGAAAUUGAGAAAAACAAAGAGGAAGCAGAUAGAGUAAAAGCUGAAAAGGAAAAAUUGAAAAAUGAAGCUGAAGAACUUGAAAACACUGCUUUAGAUUACUACAGAAAAUUAGAAGAAGAACAAAACAAGCAGAAAGCUGAAGCCGAAGCCCUCAAAUUGAGAGUAGAAGCUUCUGAUGCUUUUAAUAGGUACGACUUAGAUCAAGAUGGAAAAGUCUCUUUUUCUGAAUUGCAACAAUUCGAAACCUUUGAUAAGGAUAAAAAUGGGGAAGUAUCUGAAGAAGAAGCCAAAUAUUUCUUGAUUGAUCAAGAAGAAGCUGAUAUUGAAAAAUUUGUAAGUGAUGUGUGGAACCGUAUCAAACCUUACCUCAUGAUUGAAUCAGGAUCAUUCAGGGACACUAAAGACUCUGAUGAAAAAGCUGUUGAGGAGGAAGAAGGAGAAUUCAAUGAAGAAGAACAAACAGAAGAAGAUGGAGAAGAUGAAGAGGAGAACACAGAAAAAGAACAACAAGAACCAGAAGUCCAAGAGGAGAGCCCACCUCCUAUUGUGUAUGAUGAUGAAACUCAAAAGUUGGUGGAUGCUGCCACAGCAGCUAGAAAUGAGUUCUCAAAUGCUGAAUCAGCUGUGAAAGACCUAGAGGCAGAAAUAAGGGAUAUAAAAGAAUAUUUGGAGAAGGACUUUGGUCCAGAUGAAGAAUAUGCGCCUUUGCUUGGACAGUGUUUUGAAUAUGUUGAUCAUGAAUAUGUCUAUAAACUCUGUCCAUUCGACAAGACUGUACAACAACCCAAAUCAGGUUCAAUGGAAACACGUCUAGGCUCUUGGGGGCACUGGUCAGGUCCAGAUCAUAACAGGUAUGAAAGAAUGACAUUUGAGAGAGGACAAGCUUGUUGGAAUGGUCCCCAGAGGUCUACUGUUGUGACUGUUACUUGUGGUAGUGAUAAUAAAUUAACUUCGGUAACUGAACCAAAUAAAUGUGAAUACGUUUUUGAAUUUUCAACUCCUGCAGCAUGUUAUGAUCUAGCAAGGGAUCCACAGGAAAAUGCCCAUGAUGAACUUUGAGUAUUAAUUUCCUUUUUAGUGAAGUGAUGGAAUAAAUUCAACUUAAAGUUGUUUUUUAAGAAUAAGUAAAUAUUUUGUCUUAUGUUUUAUGUGAUCCUUUUGAUUAUAAAACUUUUUAUACAAUCUUUUAUGGGAUACGUAUCAACGAUAGAUUAGAUGUUUCUUGAUGAAAUCAUGUAAAAUUAUAUAGGUCAGUUGUGGAUUGUGUUAUAGAUCAAAAGUGGAAGAAUGCAAAAUUGAUAUUUACACAUUAUCACAAAUAAAAUUAUUUAAAGUGA
Molecule: messenger RNA, 2022 nt
Organism: Harmonia axyridis
Lineage: Eukaryota; Metazoa; Arthropoda; Insecta; Coleoptera; Coccinellidae
Gene: GCS2beta
Product: glucosidase 2 subunit beta
Exons: 4
Coding region: 173-1744 (523 amino acids)
Biological process (GO): N-glycan processing
Cellular component (GO): glucosidase II complex
Molecular function (GO): calcium ion binding
Source: RefSeq, a predicted model, not a curated record